Messenger RNA from Eublepharis macularius, 1945 nucleotides. It is a transcript of the gene RNF32, whose product is annotated as ring finger protein 32. The transcript has 9 exons. NCBI's taxonomy places the organism in Eukaryota, Metazoa, Chordata, Lepidosauria, Squamata, Eublepharidae. The coding region runs from base 168 to 1286 and encodes 372 amino acids. The record is from RefSeq and is a predicted model, not a curated record. Gene Ontology annotation, molecular function: protein binding.
CACCACAGAGAAGGCAUUCCAUUGAUUCCAUUUGGUGUGUGAGAUCAUUAUAAACCAACCAAGAUAGCCAGACUUUAAAAGGACUACAGGAGUUUGGCUGUCAGUAGUUCAAAUCAGUGGAACAUGUUUUGAACAUAAGGAAAUCAUCACUGCCUCCAGUUCCAAUAAUGCAAAAGAAAUACUACAAGGGGAGUUCCUGCAAACAAGAAUCUGUAGCACUUACUGCUGUGGCAUUACAAGAUCACAGUUUACAUAAUCUUCAGCUCAAGAAUCUUUCAUUAGCUGAUCCCUUUAAAUCAAAGACACAGAAUAAAAAGAACACAUACAAACCUGCGAACAAAGAGGAAGUCAGAGCAGUAAUAGAUACUGGGCUGAGAAAAACCAGUAGUCACCAACAAAAUAACGAAGACCCAGAACAGGAAUAUGUCCUUGAUGCUUGUCCAGAGCCUCUUACAUUAGCUCAGAAACUUGGCUUGGUGGAGUCUCCUGCAUUGCCGCUAACACCAGAGGAAUGGGAGCAUGUGAAGCAACGGUCCAUAAAUCAGGGAGAUUCUCUCCAACCCUGUGCCAUAUGUAGAGAAGAAUUUGCACUUCAGCCACAGGUGCUGCUCUCAUGUUCCCAUGUGUUUCACAGAGCAUGCCUGAAAGCUUUUGAAAGAUUUGCAGGUAAAAAGACCUGUCCAAUGUGUAGAAAGAUCCAGUAUCAAACUCGAGUAAUUCAUGAUGGAGCACGCCUAUUUAGAAUGAAGUGUGCUACAAGAAUUCAAGCUUCCUGGAGAGGGUACAUUGUUAGAAAAUGGUAUAAGAAUCUGAGAAAAACCGUGCCUCCAAAAGAUCCCAAAUUACGAAAAAAAUUCUUUGAAGAAAAGUUUACAGAGAUUUGCCAACGCAUACUGAAACCGUACAAGAACAACAUAGACAUACUCUUCUCUGAGAUUGAUUCUACAAUAGCUGCAAGUCAAGCUAUAUUUCAACAACUGGAUAAAAAGCUGGGCCCAUUCAUAAGUGAAGAUGAGUGGGAAAAAAUACAGAUGAAGGCACUCCGGCAAGAAAUAGUCGACUGCCCAAUUUGCAUUAUGCCCCUCAGCCACCCCACUGGUCUUCAGGAUGGACUUCCCCAGGACAGCCACCAAUCUUGUUUGCGCAAAACAGUUCUGCUGUCCUGUUCACACAUGUUCCACCAUACCUGCCUUCAAGCAUUCGAAGAGUUUUCCUUAGGAGAAACGCCCAUUUGCCCUUUGUGCCGCUCUUGCUAUAAAAAGAAAACUCUUAAUAUGUUAGCAUAAAUUAUAGAUACAAGUUAAUACAUCAGCAAAAAUAAGUGUAAGUGUUUCUCAAUUAAUAUAUUUGGGAGAAGUGUGUGAUCAUGUUUCAAACCAGAUGGCUCCAUGCUGAAUGUUCCUAUGAGUCUGGGAGCUGCAAAACAACGAGAUCGGCUCUUGCAACUCUGCACCCGCACGUGGGUUAGAUACUAGAUUUUAAGACCACUGGCCCUUGGCCCCAGCCUCUUCUCUGGGCAGUGGCAGUUCAAAAACCUCUUUAAGCUGUUCCAGAGGAGACAAGGAACUGCAAAAGGUAUUGCCAGUCCUAAAAGAGCUGCAGUAGCACAGUGGUUAAGUGGCUGGUGCGGAUAAUAAUAACUGACUUUGUUCGCUGCUCUGAGUGUGGCACUAAUAUGUCCAAAAGGGCAUAUAAGCACACUGUUAUUCUUAUAAAAGGAAAAGGCAAAAAUGUACAGCUGAUUUGUGAUUUUUUAAUAUGUAACAUUUGAGAGAUGAGCCCUUAUGUCCCAUAGAAAGGUUAGUUUUCAGCCUUCAGUAAGCUUUCACUCAGACUGAAACAUAAUCCAAACUGCAUUACUGAAGAGGGCUUUUUAAAAAAGAGCAAUAGUAGGCACUCCAGCAAGGAGAUCUCGGAGAUUUUCACUGGGUGGUACGCAGAGUUC